Planococcus citri (citrus mealybug) is the source of this 3805-nucleotide messenger RNA. RefSeq names its product importin-4-like. The record is from RefSeq and is a predicted model, not a curated record. Gene Ontology annotation, biological process: protein import into nucleus. The transcript has 18 exons. The coding region runs from base 205 to 3468 and encodes 1087 amino acids. Gene Ontology annotation, molecular function: small GTPase binding; nuclear import signal receptor activity. Gene Ontology annotation, cellular component: nucleus; cytoplasm. NCBI's taxonomy places the organism in Eukaryota, Metazoa, Arthropoda, Insecta, Hemiptera, Pseudococcidae.
CUUUGGAGAAAUCUCGAGCCAUCCGUUCGAUUUCGAAUGAAAUGAAAACGUGAAUAAAUUUAAAUUCCAGAAAUUUGGGACCGUAUUUCGGAUAUAAAUCGAUAAUUUAUUGUAUUAUGAGCGUUUUAUUAAUCAUCGAGUGUUCGAAUACGUUGAAAUCAUAAUACUAAACACAUCCGUUGAUCGUUCGACCGACAUUUCACAAUGGAAGCAAUGAUAGCAAAAUCCCUCUCUGCCAAUAAUGAAGAAAGAAAAUUGGCUACCAAACAUAUUUGCGAAGUGAUGAAAAUACCAGCUGCAUUUCACGAAUUUUGGAGCGUAGUUGUAAACAGCAGUAAUCCAGAUGCCCGUCAAGCAGCUGCGAUGUAUUUCUAUAAAAUGGUGCAGAAGAAAAAGAAAUGGAAUCAGUUGGCCGACGAAGUGAGACAGAGAAUCAAAGAGAGCGUUUUGGAACGUAUUCAUCAAGAACCAGAAAAGAAAGUUAAAACGGUGAUCGUUCAGUCUGCUGGUCAGAUUGCCUUGAAUGAGGCGGAUGGAUGGCCCGAAUUAUUUCGACUUAUCGAAGAAACCAUCGGAUUUGAGGGAAUGACCGAAAUGCGAGAACUCGGUAUGUUCGUAUUGAGUAUUUUGACCGAACACGCUACUGGAUUGUUCGAGUUGCAUGUAACAGCGUUGAUGAAUGUGUUUGGAUCUAUUUUAACGAAACCCGAAUAUUACGGAUCAUCUUUAGCUUAUCUGACUGUAAUUAGUAUGAAAAAUUUCCUAUUGUUUUUCCACGCCAAAGAUAAAGCGGUGGCGCAAAAUUUCGAAUACUUAAUUCCAUCGGUGAUAGAAGUAGUCAAAGCUCAAAGUACUAGAAACCGACCGGAUCGUUCGAUCGAAUGCUUGAUGUUUUUCGAAGCUUUAUUAGAAGCUUAUCCUCGCGUUGUGACUGCUAAUUUGAAAUCCAUUAUCGAGAAUCUACUCAGAACAGCUAUAUUUUUAAACGUCGAUGAAAUUAGUUGCAGAAUUCUCGACGUCAUUUCGACUGUAAUUUGCCAAAAAACAAAGAAAAUUGCUAAAGAUAAAGAUAUAUUACAAAUGCUGUGCCAAACCUUGUACGAAAUAAUCAGCUCUCCGAAAUCCGUCGAAGAAGGAAAAGACCACUACGAUGUGUACGAUAGCACCUCGAGCAUAGUUAAUGGAGCAGUCGAUCUGCUAGAUACUUUAUCCAACGAAAUAGAUCCCGAUAUCUUAAUGAAACACAUGAUGCCAGUUCUCGACGGAGCUUCCACCAGCGAGAAUAUAUUUUGUAAAAAAGCCGUCUACAUUAUCCUCGGAGUACUCGUAGAAAAAUGCAAAAGUCAGAUUAAAGCAGCCGGAUUGAAUCAAAUCAUCGCUUUCAUCCAAGCAGGCCUAUCUUCAAAUUGUUAUUUAUCCCUGAACGGAGCCCUAUUCGCGUUUUGGAGAUUCCUCGAUAAUUUCCAACCCGAGAUCAAUAUAUUUUUACCAGACUUAGUUCCACUUCUGUUGCAAUUGUUGCAAAACGUCGAAACGAAUUUGAAAAGGAUUGAAGGUCACAUGGUACCGAAGAUGUUCUCAACAUUGAACGAAUGCUGUGAAAUUUUAGAUUCUUCGUUGGAGCCCAUUUUACCUAUAAUGGUUCCUACUCUAUUGGGAGUAAUUAAUUCUUCGAUUAAGGUGCACUAUAGAGAAUUAGCCAUCAGUGUGAUUGGACAAGCUGGUGCUGCCACGAAACGAGGAUUUAGAGAGUAUUUUUCAGCUGUGUUGGAAGUCCUGAGACCGUUCUUGGCCGAUAAUCUACCAGAUGAUCAGUUACCUUUGCAAGUUCAAACUUUCGAUACUCUUGGCACGUUAUUUAAAAGCUUAUACGUAAAAGGAGACGAAAUACAGCUGGUAGAUGACGUAGUCAAUGUUACUCUCACUAUAACGGAGCUGAAAAAUUGUGGCGAAUUGAGAAGUGGAUUAUAUUCGAUGCUCUCCGAUUGCUCAGAAUUUAUGAAAGAGAAAAUGGAGGGCUAUAUUCCCAGGAUUUUAAAACUGAUGGAAAUUUCGUUCAAAGAAAUCGAUUCUUAUCAUCCAGAUUUCUCCGCCGAAGAACUCGCUGCUCAAGGCAUGACUUUGGAUGCAGAUGAUGGCGACAAGAAAACUGCUCCCAUAAAAGAUCUAAAAAUAAUCGAAGAGAAAGAAGAAGCUUUAAUGGCGUUGGGAAAUAUCGCUUUCAACACCGGGGCACCUUUUCAACCAUAUUUGAAACAUUGUUACGGACUUUGCUUCACGUUAGCGUCUCAUGAAAACCAUGUCAUCAGAGCUGCUGCCAUCGAAGCUCUAACCAAUUUGUAUAUAUCGAUAAAACGAUGUUUUCCUGACGAAGUUUCGACUGGUAUUCCUAAUACUUAUCUAUCGCUGGUAUCAAAAUUCAACGAAGUCGUCAAGCAAGACGAAAACAUCGAUGUUGUAUACGCUGUGCUGGAAGGAUACCAAAAAAUAUUGAAAAAUAUACCCCAAGUUGCGGCUGUAGUCGUCGAAGAAACACCCAACACUGGAACUACUACCACAAACGGCGCAAUUAUAGGCAGCGUUAUCAAAACUGUCAUCACUGAUAAGUGCCAUUGUCAAAAGCUCAAAAUGAGAGAAGACGAUAGCGAUGAUGAUGAAGACGACGAUGACGAUGAUGACGACGACGACGAAGAAGAAAUCGAAGAUAUGUAUAGCUUGGAUCACUUGACCAUCUCCGCCGAAGAAUUAAUACCUCUGUUAGGAGAUUCUCUACCCCUAGACACGUUCGUGGUAUAUUUCUUCAGUUUUCAAAGACAUUUGCUCAAAUUCUUGGAAAAACACCACGCUAAAGAAGUUCGCGAAUCAACCUCAGCCACAUUAGGUCUCUGCGCCAAAUACCUAGGAAGUUACAUGAAUGUUUUCGCCAUCGAAUUCGCACCUAUUCUGCCCACUCUUAUGAGAGAUGCCAACGAAUUCGUCAGAAACAACGUAGCCUUCUGUUUAGCUCAAAUGGUCAUUCAUGGAAAAGAAGCCAUGUAUACAUAUUUCAACGAAAUGUCUAUCUCAUUACUCAACUGGUUACGAACCGAAAGCUGCGCUAUGGUUUUAGAUAACAUUUGCUCUGCUAUUGCCAGCUUAAUAGUCGUUAAUAAAGAUAUGCUGCCUUUAGACGACAUUUUACCAGAUUACUUUCGGUAUUUACCGUUGAGAGAAGAUUUCGAUGAAAAUACCGUCGUAUUUAGAUCUUUUGUAGCGUUAUUCCAGAAUGAUAAAUAUAAACAGUAUUUAGUAAAGGCGGUCGAAGUAGUGCUCGUUAGCUCGAUCAGUAAACAAGUUCAAUCAGAUGAAGCGAAACAAGAAGCUUACAGAUUAUUCGAACUAAUCACCAAGUUCUACGCCAACGAUAAAGAAUUAAUAUUGAGAAGCUUGCCUGAAGAACUAAGACCUCAUUUUGUCGCAUCUUUGUAACUUGAAAUAUUUAUCUCUUAACUAAAUUAUUUUAGCGAAGAGGAAAAAGAAACCACGAAAGUAGUAUUAAUAUUCUCAAUAUUCGUACGAAUUGUUUUCUUUUUCUUCUUUCUGGAGUUUUCUUGUGGAUAUCUGUGAUCGUUUUUUUAUAAUUAUUAUUAUUGUUGUUGUUAAUUCUGUUAUUGUAUAAUAGUGUAACUAAUUUUUAAUAGAGUUUACUCGUUUUUAAUAACAUUGUGUAUAAGUAGAUGCUGUUGUCUGUUCUGUGACAUGACCUAUAUUUAUUGCGUAAAUAAGCGCUGAAAUUAAUAAUAUUUAUUAUAUUAUUUCGAUUCGA